Parnassius apollo (apollo) is the source of this 1362-nucleotide messenger RNA. The record is from the annotation of a GenBank genome assembly. Lineage: Eukaryota; Metazoa; Arthropoda; Insecta; Lepidoptera; Papilionidae.
AUGAGAGAAUUGGCUAAAUUGUUACUAGAAUUGAAGACGCUGAAACCGUCACUUAAAAAUUUGAUGGAUUGUUUGAAACCUCAAAACUAUGAUCUAAUUGUUACUGCAACUAAAAAAGUAUCAAGUUACAAUUGUAAAACAGAUCGCUAUGGUGCUCCAACAUAUGCCAUGAACAUCAGCACUAGCCUAAAACAGUGUUGCAACAUAGCCAUAAUGACUACAUUAAAAUCAGGCAGCAGUGUGGAAACUGCUGCAGUAGCGGCUGAUCUAAAGACGCUAAUUCAUCUCAUCAAGACUAAUUGGAAGUUUGAUGUUUCAAGCCAGGCCUGCAAUGACUUAAACUUAAAAAAAUGGAAUAAAAUUACAAUUGUUCCUCUUGCGAAAGACUUAAAACUCCUUAAAAAUUAUCUUUGCGAAAAAUCUAAGUCUGCAGCAUCUAAGUUAAUAGAAUCCGAAACUAGCAAUAUUGAAACGUACAAUACUCUAACAGAGACAGUUUACUGCCUCGUUCUUCUUCUCAACAGACGUCGGCCUGGUGAACUGCAACGUCUCCCACUCAGCAUCUACCAAGAGAGCAGCAAUGACAAAAGCGCAUAUGAGGAAUUUGACCGAGCUAUUUCAAGUGCGGAAAAAGUGUUGGUAAAUAGUUUUAAGCGUAUUGUUAUACGGGGUAAAAGAGGUCGAGGUGUGCCCGUUCUCUUGACUGACGAAGUCCAAAGUGACAUCAAUUUGCUUAUCUCUGUGAGACGUAAUUACAUAUGUGAAAAAAACUACUUUUUGUUUGCAAAACCCGGAUCUGAAAGUAUAUUAUGUGGUUAUAAGGUCUUGAAAAAGUAUGCCACUGCAAGUGGAGCUCGAAAUCCUGCAGCUAUUACUACGACUAAGCUACGCAAACAUUUGGCUACGUUGACUCAGAUGUUUAACCUUAAAGAAUCAGACAUUGAACAACUAGCUAACUUUAUGGGGCACACACAGGCUGUCCACAGACAAAACUAUAGAUUACCCGAUGACGUGUAUCAGACGACCAAACUAUCAAAACUACUGCUGCUCAUGGAGAGUGGCAAAGCAGACUCUUAUAGAGGCAAAUGUUUGGAUGACAUAAACUUAGAUUUAGAACAAGAUUUACUAGAAAACGCACAGGGCCACGAUAAUUACGACAGUGAUGAAUUAAUAGAUUACGAUGCUUCAUUACCAACUGAAAAAUCAAAAGAAACGGAGUUCACAGACGAUAACCCUGUCCUUACUCCGCAGUCAACUCUACUUAGCGAUGCUACCAAUGCUACACAUAUUAAAACAAAGAAAAAACGAAACCUUGUUCCUUGGACCACAGAACAGAAAAGUAUAGUUAAAAAAGUUUUUUAG